AUGUCUAUUAUCAAUAGUGCUGAUGCGGCGUCGCAUCGUGCACGUCAGGCGAAUGGUGGCGCCAGCGCCAGUAGCAGGUCAAAGGGCGAUCUGACAAACGCGAUAGAUCUGUCGAGAUACAGCUCUCAGCAGCAUCAAGGUCUCAUUAAUGCGGUCAUAUCCGUUUUGCAGACUCCCGAGCAGGCGACCAUGGUGUCGAAGCAGUUUUCGAAUGAGCGAAAUGUGGCUUCGGAAGUGCAGGCGUACGCCAAGAUCUCCGGCAAGGACUGGACCUACUACGUCAAGGACCUGGAGAUUUCCAUCGGCCGAAACACCGACAAUCCACAGCAGAUGAAUGUGAACAUGAGCGGCAACGACAGCAACGACAGCAACAGCAUCAACGUCGAUCUCGGGCCUGCCAAGGUCGUUUCGCGGAAACACGCGAUUAUCAAGUUCAACAUGCAGCAUGGGGGGUGGGAGUUAUUGGUGCUUGGAAGAAACGGUGCCAAGGUGAAUUUCAAAAGGAUCCCCGUUGGUUCCUCUUCGUCGCCUGUGCUUUUGUCCUCGGGCACAGUACUGGAUAUUGGUGGAACUCAGAUGAUGUUUAUUUUACCGGAUCGUGAAGCGUUUGUCUCUCAAUCCUGUGUCCAACAUCUGAUUCAAAAGCUAGUAGCAGCAUACGGCACUGGCAUCGGCAACAAUGAUCCUAAUGACGUCAAUGCUCUACUCUACGAUAUAUUGCGAGAAUCAGAUUACGUCAAGCAGAAUCGAUUUCAGUUACACCAGCAUCAACAACAGCCGCAUCAACAACAGCAGGUAAGAGCCUUCAAGAUGUACGGCAGUAAUACGCGUCCUGCAACGAGUGGCGAUCCAAAUGGCAUCAAUUACAAUAAUGAUGCUAAUUUCACCAGUAAUGGUAUGAAUUCCAUUUACGAUAGUAACAGUAAUAACAGAUUAAUGAACCAAUCAUAUUCAGCAUCCAAUCAUUCAAUAUCCCAAGCAGGCUUCCCGCAAUCGUUGGAUUUUGCUUCAGAUCUUUCAAGAGAUGAAAACAAAAACGUCAAACCACCUCAUUCCUAUGCAACGAUGAUCACGCAAGCAAUUUUAUCUACACAAGAGGGUGUGAUUUCCCUGGCCGAUAUUUAUAAGUACAUCUCGACGAAUUAUGCUUAUUAUAGAUUUGCGAAGACUGGUUGGCAAAAUUCUAUUAGGCACAACUUAUCAUUAAAUAAAGCAUUCGAAAAGGUGCCACGAAGACCAAAUGAGCCUGGGAAGGGUAUGAAAUGGAGAAUAAGUGAAGAUUAUCAACGUGACUUUUUGAAUAAAUGGAAUGCUGGUAAGAUUGGUAAAGUAAGAAGAGGUUCUUCUGUUGCAAGACAAUUACAAUUACAUUUAUCGAAGUUUAACACUUUGCCACAACAACAAGAAUAUAUUGAUAGAGAAACAAAAAUUAUAAAGCCCCAGCGAAUGUCUCAUCCACGGAUGCCAAGUCUAGAUGAGCUUGACACUUCAUUAUCGCGAUCCACAGAUACUCAAACAAGUUUUGUCAACAUUCAACAACAACAACAACAACAACAACAGCAGCAACAGCAGCAACAUUCUCCACAAUUGCCCUCGUUGCAAUCUCAUCCAGAUUCUCAAUCACAAUCUCACUCAGGCAUAUCGUCUCAGGCACAUUCUGAAGCGGACCAUACUCAAUUAGAGUCUCAGCUGCAACCGCAAACCUCUAAUCUCAUGCAACCACCUACAUCUGUAGCAUUGGUACACAAGAAUGCAACAAACAAUGCACUUUCAUCUUUCAAUAAUGCUUCCCCCGCAGUGGCACGAUCGAGCAUUGCGCCAAUAAUUACUGCGACUGCUUCCACAGGUCCUCAUCUAUCGCCAACCCACUCUUCAAUUUUGAGAUCGCCAACCAAAGCUUUUCACAUCACUGCAAUGGAAGCCUAUACACCAGAGAGAGGGAGUGCUCAAAAUAAAUCCCCGACCCAAUCAAAUAUGAACAAUCAUAAUACAAAUUCCAAACUCCUAUCUGCUGAUGAUACAGAGACAAUUCUCGAUAAUAAUAAUGGUAAUUUAAACCUGAAUGAAAAAUCGAAUACUGCCAAUAGAAGUUCACCUGGUGUCUGGAAUCUCUUACAGUUCAGUUCAGUGAAUAACACUCCAGCUGUUGAUUCCACUGAAAAUGGCAACACAAAUCGUAGAUCCGUUGAGAAUAAUGCAAAUCCAUCUCAUAAUAACAAUAUGCCCGAUCUUAAAAUGAAGGAUGUUCAAUCGUCACCAUUGAAAAGACAAAAGAAUCAAAGUAGUACAGGGAAAGAGUUAAUGCUAGAUACAGAUGGAGCUAAAAUUAGUAUCAGUAACGAUUAA
Molecule: messenger RNA, 2346 nt
Organism: Zygotorulaspora mrakii
Lineage: Eukaryota; Fungi; Ascomycota; Saccharomycetes; Saccharomycetales; Saccharomycetaceae
Exons: 1
Coding region: 1-2346 (781 amino acids)
Biological process (GO): regulation of transcription by RNA polymerase II
Molecular function (GO): protein binding; RNA polymerase II cis-regulatory region sequence-specific DNA binding; DNA-binding transcription factor activity, RNA polymerase II-specific
Source: RefSeq, a predicted model, not a curated record